UCACGCACCUCCGCGGACUGCGCACAGUGACGCCGCUCCCCGCUCAGGCCGCACCGCUCCGCGCCUUCCCGCGUGUUUCGUGCCGACUCUCGUCGCGAGCCACCCCCGCCGUCCCGUCCCGCGCCGCGCCGCGCCCCACCCCGCAGACCAAACAUCCAGCAUCCAGCGUCCGAACACGAAAGGAGCCAUGGACAGCCGAUGGACCAGAGCCGCCGCCUUCGUCGCGCCCGCGGCCGUCAUGCUGAUGCUGAUCACAGUGGUGCCCACGGCGAGCGCGCUGCGCUGCUUCCAGUGCGGCUUCUACACGGACGGCGUGGGCUCCAUCACGCCCUGCAUCAACUACACCGUGGAGCUGCACCUCAAGGAGUGCCCCAAGGAGAAGAGCAAGAGCUGCCUGAAAUACGUCAGCGAGGGCGUCACGGUCCGCGCCUGUUCCGAUGAGUGCAUCGAAAAAGAGUCGUCGUGGGGCGGCUACCACUACUGCUGCAAGACGGACGCCUGCAACGGCGCCACGCCACGCGACGCCUCCCCGUUGGCGGUGCUGCUGAGCGUCGGCGUCGUCCUGUGGGGCUGGGGCCGCCAGGGGGUCGCCAACCAGCAGCGCUAGGCCCUGCUAGGCCGCACCGUCUCCGAGGCCGCCGCCACCGAGGCCGCCGCCACCGAGGCCACCGCCACCCAGUCCACCACGGUAGUCACUGACGGCCUCGCUGCGCGCACUCGCCUACUACAUCCCAACCAAAACAAGAAGAAAACAAAAGAGAUGAAAGAACCAGACCGGUUCUUUUGUAAAAUAAUAAAAAAAAAACUGCCGCUACGACGCGUCAGCAAUGUCGUCGGGAAUUAUUAUUUCAAUCGCUGUCUUUUCCUCCCAGCUAAUUUCUCGUUUUAGAAAAGAGUCACCUGGGGUCACGCGCUGAUUUCUUUUCGUUUCCUUUACAAAAAAAAAUACUUUGGAGGUGCAAAAUUGCAUUUUCUCUCACUGGCGUAGCCAAGACUUAGCCCUAAAAAAGCUGAAAAAUGUAAAAACAAGACUUUUUGGUUGGUCAGUUUGUCAGUUUCACUGCCACAUGGUCGUUUUUCGCUGCGGGAAAGAGGCUAUUUUUCCGAGACGUUUGAGUGAAGCAACGCUCAACUAAAUUUGCCGGACGAGAGAGGGAUGAGGUGGCAAUCCUGGACGAGAACUGGAGGGCGUUUUCGUGCAGCCCGAGCAUUAUUUCUCAGCCACGCGACCUGCGAUUUUCGACUCUAUUUAUUUUUCCUUUUCUUUGUUCUUUAUAGUUGCCUCUGUUGGUUGGUGCCUCAUCUACAAUUAAACGCUAACCUCCUAGCGCGGCACAAUUAUUUCAUGUCGAAAAAAAAAUAGCAUGCAUGCAUAAAAGAUAUUUUCAUGACUUAUUCAAUUUUACGGUGCUAAAUGAUAGCGAGUCAACGUGCUUUAAUUCAGUAAUUGAUAGAGCGGUAAGAAAGGAAGAUAGUUGAAAAAUAGAAACGAAUUGUGGGGCCCCAUCUCGCUGCUCGCACCCCCAGCCCCCGGCCCGG
Thrips palmi is the source of this 1539-nucleotide messenger RNA. RefSeq lists its product as uncharacterized. The transcript has 5 exons. The record is from RefSeq and is a predicted model, not a curated record. The coding region runs from base 188 to 607 and encodes 139 amino acids. NCBI's taxonomy places the organism in Eukaryota, Metazoa, Arthropoda, Insecta, Thysanoptera, Thripidae.